AUGGCCACCGAUCUCGCUACAACCGUUCCCCAGGCCACAGAGGGCCGUGCCGGCCCGGAGUCUCAGUCCGUGGCCAAUACCCCGGCCCAGGCCGGUGGAGGCACCGCCAGCUACACUAUCAAAAACGCCCAGAAGGUCGACAGGCUGAACGCAACCCUCUCAGGCCACAUUGACAAAAUCUACAAGAAACUGGAGAAGGAAUACGAAGUGUCCAAUAAGAUUGGCCUGUACAACUUCUUGGUCAAUGGCCAAUCCCACUCUGCCGGCGCGCUUCCCAUCCAGGACGAAAAAUUGACCGCCGAUUCUCUCAAGAGCUACUUUCGAUCCCACCACGUGAAUGCUUUGGGUGCAGCAGAGCCCCUUGAUCUUAGCUGGCCAAUCUCCAACUACUUCAUAUCUUCGAGCCACAACACUUAUCUGACCGGCCACCAGCUCUACGGCGAGUCAAGCACGGACGCUUACAAAAACGUCUUGCUUCGGGGCUGCCGCUGCGUCGAGAUCGACGUGUGGGACGGCGACGCUCCGUCGGACUCGGAUGACUCCAGUAGCAGUAGUGAGUCCGAAGCCGAGAAAGAUGGCAAGCCGGGUAAGACGCGUCGCUUGAAGGACCGCUUCAAAGCCAAGCUCGGGAAGAAGGACUCCACGAAAAACGACCCCAAGAAAAAGGAGACUCCCCCUGCAGCAAACACCUCCAGUGCUCGCCAAAGCCAACCCGACAGGCCGAAGCCCUGGAGAGCCAACUCAAACCGUGCUGAGCCAAAGGUUUACCAUGGAUACACUGCUACUUCCGACAUUUCCUUUCGCUCUGUUUGUGAGACCAUCCGGGAUUACGCUUUCGUGACCUCGGAGCUUCCUGUCAUCAUCAGCUUCGAAGUUCACACCAGUCCCGAGCAACAGGAAAUCAUGGUUGAGAUCAUGAACGAGACAUGGAAGGAAUUUCUUGUCGAUCAUCCACCGGCAGAUCAAGCAAGUCCCGCUAGCUUAGAACUGCCUCCAUUGGAGAAGCUGUUGCGCAAGAUCUUGAUCAAGGUCAAGUACGCGCCCCCCACAAAGCCAGGUGAGACUACUCCGCCGCAGGAGUCAGAACCCACGACCCCCUCUGAGUCUGAGGAGGAUGCCACUACUUCUGCUGCAGCAACAGAGACACCCCAGCCCGCAAAGAGCAAAAUCUGUCAGAACCUUAGCCGGCUCGGCGUAUACGCCUGGGCUAUACGCUUCCAAAACUUGAAACAGCCGGAGGCUCAAUAUCCCGCCCACAUUUUUUCAUUGUCCGAGGGCCGUCUCAUGGAAGUCCACCAGCACUCGCCAGCUGAGCUUUUCGAACACAACAAGAAACAUAUGAUGCGUGCUUACCCCAAGGGCACUCGUGUUUCAUCCUCAAACCUUGACGCGCCCGUCUUCUGGAGGCAGGGUGUGCAAAUCGUUGCGUUGAACUGGCAGCGCUGGGACGAAGCAAUGAUGCUGAAUGAGGGUAUGUUCGCCGGUACGGCCGGAUGGGUCCUCAAGCCAGAGGGAUACCGCAGCACUUCUCAGGCGGCCAAGCACCUGCAUGCACUCACGUAUGGCAUGCUUGACUUGACAAUCGAGCUCUUCUGCGGCCAGGACGUGCCGCUACCUCCAGAUGAGAGCAAGGCAAAAAACUUCCACCCGUACGUGAAGUGCGAGCUGCACGUUGAGAAGCCAGAGGAGCGUCUUGGCGAACCCAUUCCUGGUGGUGGCAAGAGUAAAGAAGGCGAGUACAAGCAGCACUCGAAGACUGUGAAGACCCAGGAUCCGGACUUCUCUGGAGAGGUUCUGCGCUUUGAAGGUGUGCCCGGCGUCACGCCAGAACUGAGCUUUGUCAGAUUCAAGGUCAUGGACGAUGAAUUCGGUCGCGACGACCUGGCCGCUUGGGCCUGCUUCCGGCUCGACCGGCUACAGACAGGCUUCCGUCUUAUCCACCUAUUCGAUGCCGAGGGCGUGCAGAGCAAGGGCGUGCUGCUUGUGCGUGUGACCAAGAACUUUGUCGCCGAGACUCCCCCGCCUUCGAAAAAGGGGGAGAGUGUGGACGCGGUCGUGGAAGAGGUGAAGAAGUUGCAGACAUAG
This is a messenger RNA of Diplodia corticola, 2085 nucleotides long. RefSeq names its product phosphatidylinositol-specific phospholipase c. NCBI's taxonomy places the organism in Eukaryota, Fungi, Ascomycota, Dothideomycetes, Botryosphaeriales, Botryosphaeriaceae. Gene Ontology annotation, biological process: phosphatidylinositol-mediated signaling; lipid metabolic process. Bases 1 to 2085 code for a protein of 694 amino acids. Gene Ontology annotation, molecular function: phosphatidylinositol-4,5-bisphosphate phospholipase C activity. The record is from RefSeq and is a predicted model, not a curated record. The transcript is spliced from 7 exons.